AUGAUGCCCGUGCCUUUCUCUUACGGAAAUCAACCAGCGUUCGGACCAAAUAUGCAUCCGAAUUACCCAUUCAGUUACAAUCCUUAUUACCCAACAUUUUGUCCGAACCCGAACGGUUUGUUACCUGCGCCACCGCCACCACCACCACCGAGACCGUUGAUGGCACCUCCGAUUGCCAAUAAGCCGAAUGUAAACUUGCGAGAACUCCCGCGGCCGCUUCUCUCGUUUGGACGAAAUGACUUUAUGAGUUUUAUUGAACAAAAAACGAAACCCAUAUAUGAAUUAAAUCCUUUUGCAAAUGAAUUUUCUUCUAAUAAUCAAAUCGUCUCGAUACCGAAAGAAACCAACUCAUCAUAUCAACUAAUUUUUGAUAAUUUAAUCGAGCAAAGUCUCCAAUCAAUCGAUGCAAUCAAAAAAGCAUCGAAAACAGUUUCUGUUAAUCAUGUUUCGACACAAUACAAUCAAUCAAUUGAGCAGAUCAAUCGAUCCACCCAAACAUCUGAUCACAAUGCUCAACAUAAAUUAUUUCAUGCAUAUACUUUACAUAUUAUACGACUAAUGAAUAAAUUACAUGAAAAUUUUCAAUAUUUAUCGAUAAUUACCAGUGAAAAUGAUCUCCGUUGUCAAUUAAGAUCAACAAACUAUCUGUUCGAUGAAUUAUAUGAUUAUCUUGUAACUCUACAUGAUAUUUCAAGAGAAGAUUGUUCAAAGAGUGUCUCAUCAUCAAUGAUCGAUAGUAUCGCCGACCGAAUGGAUCGAUUGGUUUCUUCAACACCGAUAACGAUUGUUACAUCAAAAAUAUGUUUGCUUUGUCAGAAACCUGUCAAUGAGAGUGAUGAUGUGAUGCAUAAACUGUGUCGAUUAUUAUCAUCUCCACAAUGA
Adineta ricciae is the source of this 882-nucleotide messenger RNA. NCBI's taxonomy places the organism in Eukaryota, Metazoa, Rotifera, Eurotatoria, Adinetida, Adinetidae. The record is from the annotation of a GenBank genome assembly.